This is a messenger RNA of Cynara cardunculus var. scolymus (artichoke), 3594 nucleotides long. Its product is annotated as cation/H(+) antiporter 18-like. Gene Ontology annotation, molecular function: antiporter activity. Gene Ontology annotation, cellular component: endomembrane system; membrane. Lineage: Eukaryota; Viridiplantae; Streptophyta; Magnoliopsida; Asterales; Asteraceae. Gene Ontology annotation, biological process: proton transmembrane transport; regulation of pH. The transcript is spliced from 6 exons. The coding region runs from base 1 to 3465 and encodes 1154 amino acids. The record is from RefSeq and is a predicted model, not a curated record.
AUGGCCUCGAGUAACACAACGCUUGAUUGUGCACCUCCUAUGAAGGCUACAUCCCAUGGGGUGUUUCAAGGAGACAACCCACUUCAUUCGGCACUCCCUCUUGUCAUUUUACAAAUGUGCCUUGUGCUCGUACUCACUCGAGUCCUCGCUUACCUUCUUAAGCCAUUACGGCAACCUCGAGUUGUUGCAGAGAUCGUUGGUGGAGUUUUGCUUGGUCCUUCAGCUCUUGGCCGAAACAAAGCAUAUCUUCAUGCGGUUUUUCCUCCGAGGAGCCUUACUGUAUUGGACACGCUCGCAAACCUCGGACUUCUGUUCUUCCUCUUCCUUGUUGGGCUCGAGCUCGACUUGAACUCCCUUCUCCGGACCGGUAAGAAAGCACUGAGCAUAGCUAUUGCCGGAAUCAGCUUCCCUUUCGUCUUAGGUACAGGCGUAUCCUUUAUUCUUCGUGGGACCAUCUCCAAAGGUGUUGAUGAAGGCCCGUUUAUUGUUUUCAUGGGGGUCGCUAUGUCCAUUACCGCUUUCCCCGUGCUUGCACGAAUCUUGGCUGAACUCAAGCUCUUGACGACUGACGUUGGUAAAAUGGCCAUGUCCGCGGCCGCCGUUAACGAUGUGGUGGCCUGGAUUCUACUCGCACUGGCUGUUGCCCUUUCGGGAACUGGUCGUUCUCCGCUCGUUGCACUAUGGGUGUUCUUGUGUGCGUCGGCUUUCAUCGUGUUGUGCUCGUUCUUGGUGCCGCCGGUUUUCAAAUGGAUGUCGCAACGGUGCCCCGAUGGCGAGCCAGUGGACGAGCUGUACGUUUGCGCAACUCUAGGUGGGGUUUUGGCGGCGGGUUUCAUCACGGAUACUAUCGGGAUUCAUGCGCUUUUCGGGGCUUUCGUGGUCGGAGUUCUGAUCCCGAAAGAAGGUGCUUUUGCAGGGGCAUUGGUGGAAAAAGUUGAGGAUCUCGUCUCUGGAUUGUUCUUACCGCUUUACUUUGUAUCGAGUGGUUUGAAAACGAACGUGUCCUCGAUCCAAGGUGCUCGGUCUUGGGGUUUACUCGUUUUGGUCAUUCUUACUGCGUGUUUUGGGAAGAUUGCGGGAUCCGUUGGGAUUUCACUUGUGUGUAAGAUCCCGUUCAUGGAGGCCCUUGCGAUCGGGCUUUUGAUGAACACGAAGGGUUUGGUUGAACUUAUCGUUCUCAACAUCGGGAAAGACAGAGGGGUACUGAACGAUGAAACAUUCGCUAUAUUGGUUUUGAUGGCACUAUUAACGACAUUUAUCACGACGCCCCUAGUCGUUGCAGUAUAUAAGCCGGCGAAAGCACCAUCAAAUUCUGAAUACAAACACCGAAUGCUUCACCGGAAAGGUUCUUCCACGAGCCCGUUCCGUAUGUUGUUCUGCUUCCACAGCGUAAGAAACAUACCAACGAUGAUCAAUCUGAUCGAGGUUUUACGUGGGACUGGAAAGAAGGAGGUGCUUCUGGUCCACGCGAUGCACCUCAUGGAGCUUUCCGAGAGGUCUUCGGCUAUACUCAUGGUUCAUAAGGCCCGAAAAAACGGGCUCCCGUUUUGGAAGAAGGAUCCGAACUCGGGCUCGGACCAGAUCGUGGUGGCAUUCGAGGCUUUCCAGCAUCUGAGUAAGGUCUCAAUCUGGCCAACGACCGCCAUAUCGGCGGUUUCAAGCAUGCAUGAAGAUAUUUGCAAUGGGGCCGAGCGUAAUCGGGCUGCCAUGAUCAUCCUCCCGUUCCAUAAGCACCUCAGGCUCGAUGGUCAACUCGAAACCACUCGAGCCGAAUACAGACACGUUAAUCGGAAGGUUUUGGAGUAUGCACCGUGUUCAGUUGGCAUUUUAGUCGACCGUGGUUUUGGCGGGAGCUCACAUAUUGCCGCCAGCAAUGUCGACUCGGUGGUUACGGUAUUAUUCUUCGGCGGCCAUGAUGACCAUGAGGCAUUGGCCUAUGGUGCCCGAAUGGCCGAGCAUCCCGGAAUCAACCUUACCGUGGUCCGAUUCCUUCUCAACCCUACCGAUACCACCAGCACCCCGGGAUCCGUCACCGUCGAUAUCCAAGAAUCCAGCACCGCUGAAGCCCAGUCGGCCGAUGACGAAGUUAUUAAAGAAUUCAACAUGAAGUUGGUCUCGAAGGAUUGCAACAUGAAAUACGACGAAAGAGUGGUGGCGGAUGGGUCGGAGAUGGCGGAGAUGAUCCGUGAAUAUAGCCGGAGCAACCUUUUUCUGGUGGGGAGGAUGCCGGAAGGUGAGGUGGUGGCGGCGUUGCUGAAGACGAAAAGCGAGUGCCCGGAGAUGGGACCGAUCGGAAACUUGCUGAUUUCGCCGAGCUUCACGACGGGGGCGUCGGUGCUGGUGGUGCAGCAUUAUCAUCGUCAAUUAUCUCUGAUUUCGUUAGCUUCUUUGAAAGAAGAUGAAACCACUGAUUUGGGUUAUUCUCUUUCCACUUGUGCUCACUCGAAAAAACUGUAUGAGAAUAAACCAUGUAAGAGAUUCGUGCUCUAUUACCAUGACAUUCUCUUCAAUGGUACUAAUAUCGCUAACGCCACUUCUGCUGCAACCACGAACUAUACCAGUCUUGGGAAUUUCAAGCAUGGGAUGCUUGUCGUCUUCGAUGAUCCCAUGACCAAAGACAACCACCUCUUAUCUACCCCAGUGGCUCGAGCACAAGGGUUUUACUUCUACGAUAUGAAGACAACGUAUAAUGCCUGGUUUUCUUACACGUUGAUUUUCAAUUCUACUGAACAUAAGGGUACACUUAACAUUAUGGGUGCAGAUAUGAUGAGUGAGGAGACCAGAGAUCUAUCGGUUGUCGGUGGCACGGGUGAUUUCUUUAUGGCACGAGGAAUUGCUACUUUUCGUACUGAUGUUGCUCAAGAUGAUUACUAUUUUCGACUUGAAAUGGAUAUCAAGCUGUACGAAUCAAUGGCACGAAUAGUUUGCAAAUACAGUUAUUUAGUUCUUCUAUCAAUUAUGAUUAUACUCUCUCUUUCUACUUAUGUUCACUCGAACAGACUGAAUGAGAAUAAACCAUGUAAGAGAUUCACGCUCUACUACCACGACAUCCUCUUCAAUGGUACCAAUGUUGCUAAUGCCACUUCAGCCACAGCCGUGAAUCGUACCAAACUCGGGGAUUUCAAGCUUGGGAUGCUUGUCGUCUUCGAUGACCCCAUGACCAUAGACAACCACCUCUUAUCCCCCCCUGUGGCUCGAGCACAAGGAUUUUACUUCUACGAUAUGAAGACUACUUAUAAUGCAUGGUUUUCUUAUACGUUAAUUUUCAAUUCCACUGAACAUAAAGGUACAAUUAACAUUAUGGGUGCAGAUAUGAUGGAUGAGGAGACGAGAGAUCUUUCAGUUGUUGGUGGUACAGGUGAUUUCUUUAUGACACGAGGGAUAGCUACUUUUCGUACCGACACUUUUCAGGGUGCUGACUAUUUUCGGGUUCAAAUGGACAUCAAGUUGUACGAGUGUUAUUAAAUGAUAUUCUCGUUAAUAAAUAUUGAAGAAUUUCAGUACUGUAAUAUUUCUUUUAUGAUCAUUGAGUACCUAAACACCAAAUGAUGUUUUAUGUCUUUAUAUAUUAAUAGGGUUAUAACCCAUGUUAUG